CGGGCCUAGGACCCCCCCCCCAUGGAAAACCAGCCCUGGCGGGACACCUUGGGGUGCUGCAGUCAACACCAAGAAAACCCCCAGGACCCCGAGGACAUCUUAUUCCUGCUGCUGGGUCUCAUCAUUCUUGUCAACAUUAGCAUUAACAUGGCAACUGUGAUGUGGCAUGGGCUCCAGAAUGCCUUAGACAAGACGAUCUAUUGGAUUAACCAGAAAAGUGAAGUCUGGGCUAGCGACUGUUCCGCCAAAGAUCCUCCAGCCAAGGCCCAGGAUAUCCACGUCCACUGCACCCUGGACCCUGUACAGGUGAAGAUGGCCCCGCCCACACACUCCUCCGCUUCCUCCGGUCAGUACCCUUUCAACUGCCACCGCCGCCGCCGCUACCAGCCCAGGCCACGGAACCACAAACAAUUCCCCAGGGGCUUCCGAAUCGGUCACAACCAACCUUACGGCUGCAAGACCUUAAAGCCACGGCCAGUGCCCUUCUAUGACCUGGAAGACCAGGACCCCUACGUGGAGGAGUUGGAAGACUCGCCUUUCCCAGUGCUCAAGUACCCACACCAUCGGGGGAGGGGUGGGCUCUAUCAGCGAAAGGAUGUGCCCUCCAUUGUGGGCCUGUGGGGCCGCCAGGGCGGGAUUCUGGCCAGCCUGCCACCGCCCUCUCUCUACUUGUCCCCGGAGCUGCGUCGCCUGCCCAGGCGGGUCCAGGCCAGGUCGGAGCUGAGGCUGCAGGCCUACGGGCCCCAAGGCUCGCAGUCCCGCACAUGCGGCACUGCGGAGGCCAAGCAGUGUACCCCGUCUCCACUACCUCCCCGCCGGCCGCCCCCUAACUCCUCCUGGGUCCCUGGCAGGCAGGGCUCUUACUCCUCAAGGGGCCAUGUACUGUGUGACACCUGGGAUCAGCGGCAGCGUGGUGUGGAGAGCUCUGAGCCGCCUCCACCCUUGAUGUCCCGAAGUGGCCGGCCAGAGGCCCAGGCCCACCAGGAGCACUGCUCGGCACAGUCCCAGGGACGGAGCCACCUUGGCCACGCUCACAGCCAGGCCAACCGCAGCCCAUAUCCAUCCACGGGACACGUAGGCUUUGGCUCCCGGGAUGCCCAUGACAUACGGCGCCGGGCAGCUGACUGGGCCGAAGCUUUGCCGGCUCGGCACCCUCUGACCACCUCCACCUCCCUCACCGUGUUGGGCGAAGUCUCCCACCAUCGAGCCCCGGCUGCCAGCUCAGCCUUGCUUCCGCCCUCCUCCCAGCUCCUGCCUGAAGCUGACCAGGCUGUGGAUCCUACCCCACCCUCAACUAACUUUGUCCCACUUAGACGGAACCCAGGGGGCAAUGCCAGUUCCCAGGUGUACGACAGCCUGGAGCUGAAGCGGCAGGUGCAGGAGAGCAGAAUACGAGCCAGCUCCCUGCCACCACCUUGCACCUUGACCUCCAGGCCUUCUCUGCACAAGAACCGGACUGGGAAAUUUAACUGACCAGCAGGUCAAAGUGUGGCAGGACAAGA
Cavia porcellus (domestic guinea pig) is the source of this 1502-nucleotide messenger RNA. It is a transcript of the gene Spem2, whose product is annotated as SPEM family member 2. The coding region runs from base 22 to 1473 and encodes 483 amino acids. The record is from RefSeq and is a predicted model, not a curated record. Lineage: Eukaryota; Metazoa; Chordata; Mammalia; Rodentia; Caviidae. The transcript is spliced from 3 exons.